Messenger RNA from Anisakis simplex (herring worm), 1737 nucleotides. Lineage: Eukaryota; Metazoa; Nematoda; Chromadorea; Rhabditida; Anisakidae. The record is from the annotation of a GenBank genome assembly.
AUGGAUUACGAUGGUCGCAUUAAGGCGUACAGAUUUGUUGCCUAUUCAGCAGUUGUAUUUUCGGUUGUUUCGCUGAUAACAGUAUGCGUAACAUUACCGAUGGUUUAUAACUAUGUCAACAAUAUUCAACGGUAUAUGAACACCGAGGCAGUUUUAUGCAAGAGAUCUGCAAUAGACAUUCAGUCAGAAGUGAAUCAGUUGAGGAGUUCUGCAUUUAUUGGGAAUCGUACCGCUCGACAGGCAAAUUCUGGUGGAGAUGAUUGUGAAUCUUGUUGUGUACCUGGUGCUGCCGGACCUCCAGGACCUCCAGGAUAUUCUGGCGUACCUGGAAGGCCAGGUGCGCAAGGUCCUCCCGGAAAUCCAGGCAAACCACCCGCUGACUGUGAACCGCCCACUCCACCACCAUGCAAAAAGUGCCCCUAUGGAGCACCUGGUGCACCAGGAGAACCAGGUCCACAAGGAGAGCCCGGAACACCCGGCCAACCUGGCAGUUCGGGUCUCCCCGGACCGAAUGGAGAACCAGGAAUGCAAGGACAAUGUGGAGCGAAUGGAGCACCUGGAAUUCCUGGUGGAGCAGGAGAUGCAGGAAAGAACGCACUGUGCAAGGCAUUCAUUCCUGGACCGACGGGGCCUCAAGGAGAGCCAGGAGUGUCAGGAGAACCCGGGAGUGAAGGACCACCUGGACCUGAUGGAAGACCAGGAGCAGCAGGUCCAAAAGGUUUGCCCGGGGCUGAUGGUGAACCAGGAUUUGAUGGAAUGCCAGGCGAACCGGGAGCAGUUGGACCACCCGGUCUACAAGGAGAAAGGGGCAUUUGUCCCAAGCGAAACAAAUCAGUGUUCUACAUCAGUUGGUCCACAAUGGAAUUGCAAACUCGUGUCAAAGCCUACAGAUUCGUCGCCUAUUCGGCAGUCACCUUCUCCGUGGUUGCAGUCCUUUCGGUCUGCGUCACCCUACCGAUGGUCUACAACUACGUGAAGCAUGUCCGCAACCAACUGCAAAGCGAGGUUGUCUACUGCAAGGGCUCAGCGAAAGACAUCUGGUCUGAGAUGCAACACCUGAAAAAUAUGCCAUUCGCAAGCAACCGCACAGCUCGUCAAGUGAUAACUCGUCAAGGCGGAAACACAUGCGAAGGAUGCUGCUUGCCCGGACCAGCUGGUCCAGCCGGUGCACCUGGUAGACCAGGUAAACCAGGAAGACCAGGAGCAAAUGGAUUCCCAGGAUUCCCUGGCCAAUCUCUUGGAUACUGCAACGACAUCACACCACCACCAUGCCUACCUUGCCCAGCUGGACCAGCCGGCCCAGCCGGACCAGCAGGACCAGCAGGAGAUGCAGGAUUCAUCGGAGCACCAGGUCAACCAGGCCUUAAUGGCGCACCAGGCGCACCAGGAGCUAAGGGAGUUCCCGGAGUUGCCGGAUCAGCCGGUCUGCCCGGAGAUGCUGGAGCACCAGGAAUGACCCCUGUCGCACCACCACCACAAGCUGGAGCACCAGGACCAGCCGGAGACCAAGGUGUUGCUGGACCAGCUGGAAGCGCUGGAGCAACAGGACCAGAAGGACCUGAAGGACCAGCAGGACCAAAGGGAGCUAAAGGUCUCGAUGGUGCACCAGGAGCUGACGGUCUCCCAGGAGCAGCAGGCAAACCAGGAAUGGAUGGUAUCUCUGGAGAGAAGGGUAUUUGCCCCAAAUACUGCGCCAUCGAUGGAGGUGUCUUCUUCGCCGACGGAACUCGCCGUUAA